Molecule: messenger RNA, 369 nt
Organism: Striga asiatica
Lineage: Eukaryota; Viridiplantae; Streptophyta; Magnoliopsida; Lamiales; Orobanchaceae
Source: the annotation of a GenBank genome assembly
AUGGACAGAGCCAAACCCGCCGGAAUAAAACAAGGCACCCGCCGACCACAACCAAAAGAAAACCGAGACAAAUUGGCAUCCGAAGAAGGCAGCCAACACAACUCACCUCUUACAUCCGACCACGGCGACCCGACCUCACCCCCUCUCCAGCCACCGUCUUCCGUCCAGCCCACUCUCGUCGAAGCACCCGAAGGAAGGGCGCAGAAAGGGGAUCUGCAAACCCUAGGCGCAUCUUUCGGCGGAGUGUUGAAGUGGAGAGACGAGGCCAAAUCGAGGGUGAGCGGCGAAGCACGUUCUCCGGCUAACCCGGACUACCGCCGGGGAGAAGAGAAGGCUCGAUCAGAAGACGAUGAUGCAGGGAUUGGGUAG